UCCUGAGGUUGUGUCUGCUGAAGGCUGCUGCCCGGUCUCCUUAUCCCUUUUCGUUGCUAUUCCCCAUUUCGCAAGACGCAACAGGGGUCAGAUCAAGUGCCCAGGGGUACAAAAGCAGCAUGCCUGUCUCAGACGAAACUAUAGUUGUAAGAUUACGAGCCCUUCUUGAGGAGGUAGACCUACAGACAACGUCUGAAAGGAUACUUCGCGAAACUAUCGAGGCGGAGUUGAACGAGGAUCUGUCUGAGAGGAAAGCACUCAUCCGUGAAGAGGUGCAAACGUACCUCUUGAAGCAACAAGAGGCCGAGGACGAAGAUGCGGAGGAAGGUGACGACGCCAAAGAAAAUGGAGAGUCAGCAGGUGAUGCAGAGGACGAUGAUCACGACGACGAUGGAGACGAAGAGGUGGAGGUGGAGGUGAAGAGGAAGAAGCCAAAGAGGAAAAGGAAGUCGGCAUUUGGCAGCAAGCUGUCUGCAGACCUGCAGGCCUUCUUGGGCCAGGAGAGCAUGCCCCGCACAGAGGUGGUGAAGAAGAUGUGGGAGUACAUAAAGGAACACAAUCUGCAGAACCCCAACGACAAACGGAAGAUCAUACUGGACGACAAGCUGAAGACCAUCUUCAAAUCACCACUUACAAUGUUUUCAAUGAAUAAGCAGCUGUCGCGGCAUGUCUACGUCGACGAUUCCAUAGGGAAUGAUGAGGCGGAGGAGGAAGAGGAGGAGGAAGAUGAUGACAAGGACGAUGAUGAGGCACCCACGCCUAAAAAGGCACCCAACAAGCGCAAGACAGGGGGGGCGCAGAAGAGCGGCGACGCGAAGGAGCCCAAGAAGAGACGGGCGUCUUCCAACGGCAGCGGCGGCGGCAGCGCGCUGUCAGCACCCAUGCAGAAGUUUCUGGGCGUGGAGAGAAUGGCCCGGCCACAGGUGGUGAAGCAGCUGUGGGAGUACAUCCGGGCCAACAACCUGCAGGACCCCAACGACAAGAGGACCAUCCUAGUCGACAAGAAGCUGGGCACCCUGUUCACGAAUCCACUUACGAUGUUUACCUUAAACAAGCAGCUGACCCCGCACAUCCUGAAGGGCCAGUGACUUGUGUGGUGGAAAGCGCGGCGCCAGACUCGUGGAUAGGACGGCAUGGGAAGAUGCCUUGGAGGAGAGAUCUUAUUGUUCUUCUCUUGGACGCAAUUGAGCAUCCAACGGCUAUCUACUUCGCUCCCAUCUGUCCAGAACUAUGUGCUGCAGCAUUGACUGGUGACAAACGAGCUGGCGAGAGUUGAAAGCCAGGGUUGCUGGUUACAGCAUGCGGGCAAUUUUGAGGUGUUAAAUAGUUGUAGAGUUGAACAAGUAUCUAUUUGUACUGCUAGAUAGCUUAGCAUCCAUGCAUCUAUCGACAGUGAUUACAGUAAUCACUGUAUACUGUUGUAUGCCACCUUACGCAUGCAGCAUGAUAAUUGCCAGACUCAGGCCAGCAUUGUAUCAGCACCGCCUGUUGACAUGUUAGAAAGCAGCCAUCUGCUGGAGGUUGCUACUGAUUACAAAUUGCAGUGCAACAUGACACACGGGUCUGAAGGUGAAUCAUGCCAAAUCAAGUGCUGUAAAACUCUGACAUUAU
Messenger RNA from Coccomyxa subellipsoidea C-169, 1611 nucleotides. Its product is annotated as SWIB-domain-containing protein. Bases 120 to 1088 code for a protein of 322 amino acids. NCBI's taxonomy places the organism in Eukaryota, Viridiplantae, Chlorophyta, Trebouxiophyceae, Coccomyxaceae. The transcript has 7 exons. Gene Ontology annotation, cellular component: nucleus. The record is from RefSeq and is a predicted model, not a curated record.